Molecule: messenger RNA, 3748 nt
Organism: Amphibalanus amphitrite
Lineage: Eukaryota; Metazoa; Arthropoda; Thecostraca; Balanomorpha; Balanidae
Product: ethanolamine kinase 1-like
Exons: 10
Coding region: 878-2413 (511 amino acids)
Biological process (GO): phosphatidylethanolamine biosynthetic process
Cellular component (GO): cytoplasm
Molecular function (GO): ethanolamine kinase activity
Source: RefSeq, a predicted model, not a curated record
GGCUUGUGAAUCGAUUUUGUUGCUAUAUCUUAUCAGUGUGCAAUAUACUGUGCUGAAAAAUGAUAAGCUGAAUCACUUGAAAUUGUGCCUACCGGCCACGCUGCUGCUGCUUCGAAUUUGAUGAUUAUAUAUUGCUAGUUUUUGUCUCACAUACCUCAUUUCUGAGAGCUGUCCUGGGUACAAGAGUUGUCAAAUUUGUUUUGAUUCAGAUUGAAAGCUUUAGCUUUCAUAUCCAUUGAUCACAUCACAGUUACGUAUGCUGGACACCUAAUUGUAAUGGAACGUUAUAUUAAAUGACCAUCCUUCAAAGCCAUUAUGCAUUAGCCAUGAUGCAAACGGGUAGAAGUAUGGCAUUUUUGGUGAAACUGCAAUCUAAAAACAUCAAACAUAUCAGAUCUUGUUUGUCAAGUCUUGCGUCAGUGCUCAAUAAUUCCCUCUGCAAGCAACAUCAGCAUGUAGGUUUGGAACAUUUUUGUUUAUGCCUUGCAGCCAGUUCCCACAUUUGUAAAAUUGCCUUGUUUUUUUGUAUGAGUUGACCAGCACUGCUACCUGAAAAAAACAUGAACUAAUAGUUAAUAAGCAUUGCUGUGGGUCAGGAUAAUUAAUUACUUCUAAAGCUAGUUUGAAACAUCUACAGUAGUUUUACUGGCCUGUCUAUUCUGCUGAGUGCUCAUCCAUCAUCCAGAGUUGAAUAAAACCUUGCUUUGCCACUCAGUUUUCAUUGUAUGGCCUGGAAGGUCUCUCUCUGGUAUCAAUUAUUGUUCCAUUCCUACAGCAGCUACAGAAUGGUGGUUUGGAUCUUGAGAGGAUCAGUGGCCUUCCCAUUGUCCACCACCCUGGCUAUGUGUGCCAGCUGCCUGCUGGGCACAGCUUUCCAAUGGCAAAGUUCAACAUGAUCUUUGAUCUGUUGGUGAAAGAUGGAGUAAUUGACAGCUGCAAACAGCUGCUUACACCAGAAGCUGUGUCCCGGGAGGUGGCGUGCCUUGUCCACUCUGAGGAGUAUGUGGACAAGUUCUUCAAUGGACACACUACCAGCCAGGAGCAGAGGGUUACCGGUAUCCCGUGGUCGCCGGGCCUAGUCUCCAGGGUUCGAUAUGAAACCGGUGGGACGGUGCAGGCGGCGCGCGCGGCGCUGCAGCGUGGUCUGGCGUGCAGUACCGCCGGCGGCACGCACCACGCCUUCCCCGGCCACGGCUCGGGCUACUGUUUCCUAAACGACCUGGCGGUGGCAGCCCGACUGCUGGGCGCCGGCGACGACCCCCGGCGGGUGCUCAUCGUCGACCUCGACGUCCACCAGGAACCGGAGACAAUGAGGUCGUUUGAGACGAAGCUCGACCCGGCUGACUAUGAGGCUGGCUUGCUUGAGAUUGUGGCCGCCCUCCGUCCCGACUGGAACCUGGACAACCUGCGCUUGAAGCCGUUCGCCGGUCUCACCAACACCCUGGUGAGCUGCUGUCACGCUGGCGACCAGGAGUCCACGCUGCUGUUCCGGCUCUAUGGAGACGGCACCGAUCGGUUCAUCGACAGAGACGCAGAGAAACGCAACAUGCAGAUGAUGCACCGAGCCGGCUGCGCGCGUCCUCUAGUGGCCACCUUCUCCAACGGAAUCGUGUACGGCUUCGAGCCCGGUCACACCGUCACCAAGCUCUCCGUACGAGCGCCGGACGUGUUCGCGAUGGUGGCCGCCGCCCUGGCGCGCGUGCACCGGAUCACGCCACUGGGACCUGACGCCGGUGACGGCAGCAACCCCUGCCGGUCCUGCCUCUGGGCCUCGCUGGACAAGAUGAUGGUCCUGGCGCCCACACAGUUUGAUGAUCCCCGGCAGCAGAAGAGGUUCGUCUCGGAGCUGCGGUCGGCCGCCCAGCUCCGAACAGAGCUCCGCCAGCUGCGGGAGGAGCUAGAGGAGCUCGGCUCUCCCCUGGUGUUCUGCCACAACGACCUCCUGCUGGACAACAUCAUCGUGGCGGCCGGCGGGCGCGGCGUCAAGUUCAUCGACUUCGAGUACGGCGGCGUCAACCACCAGGCGUUCGACAUCGGCAAUCACUUCAAUGAGUUCGCUGGCACUGAGGACGUCGACUACAGCCUGUUCCCGGACCGGGAGUUUCAGCUGCGCUGGCUGCGGUGCUACCUCGCCACCUACCUCUCUCUGAAGCCUGGAGAGUCGCCUCAGCCGAAUGGGCAGACAGUGGAGCCCACUGAUCUGCAGGUGGAGACGCUAUACGUGCAGGCCAACAAGUUUUCUUUGUUGUCGCACUUCUACUGGGGCGUCUGGGCCCUGGUGCAGACCCGGUUUUCCAACAUCGACUUCGACUACCUCGAGUACGCCAUCACCCGGUUCUCCGAGUACGACCGGCGUCGGGAGCAGCUGCGCUCGCUAGCUUUGCCAGUGGGGAACGGAGUAAAACAGUCGUGAGUGGGAUCUCCGUCCUGGGACAGUGGGGUGUGGAGGGUUACAGGCUGGGUGCGUGGCGUGUAUCGUGCCUGGCUCCUUGGACGGGCAGCACGAGCACCCUGGUAUUCCAUCACCUGGUACUGAGAGGCAUACAGAACCGGGCUCAGCAACGCUCUGGAGAGUGGAGACGGACCGCAUCGUUAAUCUACCUGUUACGGCCAGUGCACGCCGGGUCCGUGGCCAGAUCGGCUAUACUGGUCGCCUUUUGAACAGUCUUAUGAGGCAGAGACCCGGUGUUUGGACCAAUCACAACUCUGAUUCGUGAUAAAUACCUUUUAGGUUGAGUUGUGUUAUCCUAGGAUGCGCUGUAUCGACGAGUGUUUUAUGUUGUGAGACCAAUUUUAUUCGCCUUCGGUUGUUUUACCGUUUUCGGCCAUACUACAAUUGGUGACAAUGCCAAUCAGUAGCCUUGGCUAUCUCCAAGACACACCAGUGCAUUUGACCGUUUUCUAGCUCUGCAGCUGACCAGGGUUUUAUACAUGAUGACAAACCGAUAUCGAGCUAUAAUCUGUAUUCGAUUGCAUGUGCAAUAUUCGCUGCUAAAUCAUGAUGGCGCAUGGCAAUAGCUUGGACCUUGUUGGUCCAUUGACUAGCUUUUUGACGACAAUGUUACAAUAGGCUGAUAAAGUACCUAGGAAGUGUACGUUAUUUGGCCUCGAAUGAGCCCGGACUGCUUCCUGAUUUGUCACACGAUGUUGGAGGGACAUGGUGCUGCUCAGGUGUCAGUAGCCAAAAUACAGCAUAAUGGUUUUAGUACAACCUGGCAUGUGAAGCCGUCUUGUGCAACAUAUCCUGUAUACUCAGUCGGCUUUUAUUUAUCUUUGCGCACGUACUUGCUUAUACUUAUGUUUUAGGCAAAACAGACCGUCACACUUAUUAUUUUGGCCACAAAUUUAUCACUUAGGUGUGCAUAGCUGUACUGCCAAAUAAAGCUAUAUAAUUUGAGCUACAUUAUUUUGACUUGUUUUGAGGUGCCGUGAACCAACUGACGGCUAAAACUUGUUUGUGGAGAUCCGGCAUUUCGUAAUUUGACGUGUGUGUGUCCAUUUUGCAUAUAUUGUGUUUGUAUGAAAUCAGUUGCUGAGCGCUGGGAUGCUACCUGUGGGGCGUGUGUUGUGUGUUGCUAUUGAUAUUAUUCAGCGUAGUUUUAGCUGAAGUGGACGGCUGGGGCUCAACCAUUCCAGUUGAAUUCGGCACUCGUGUGAUUGACUGUAUUGUGGAAUGCACCCAGUGACAAGACCAGGGACUCACGCGCGAUCCGAUAUUCUUACAUCAAUACAAGGUCAUGAUCGACAA